AUGGCGCUGCCAAGGAGUGUUUGGUUUCUGGUGGUGAAUCUGAGUAGUUUGUUGACUUGUUACACUGUCGUAUGCUAUUCUUCAGCUGAUUCUUGCAAAGAAAUGAAAUGCCAGGUUUUAGAGGAACGUGAUUACUCGUCCGAGUUUCGAUUCAAAGCUUCUGAACAAGGUGUAAGGCUCGUGUACCUGAAUUUUAAGAUCUUCAAUGACAGUUACGACCAACCUGUGCCGAAGAACAGAAUUUUGCCCUACAGAUGGACGUGGGCUCAAAGUGUUAGCGAGUCGAUGUUAGCGCUGUCCUACGAUUAUGAUGUUUUGUCCCUUGGUCUCUUGAAAAACCAAGUGAGGUCCAUAAUGGUGACUCUAAAGGAAACACAAGAUGGCUGUUUCGCUCAUUUGACUCCGCCGUGUCAGGAUAUUACUCUUGCAACAUCCCUGUUGAAUUUCACAAGAAAUUUAACUACUUCUAAACCGCCGGAUGAGAUAAACGGUGUGGUUUGUUUCCGAGUCUUUGAAGAGUUUUCUUUCGGCGUUGGAGGUAGUUUUAAAUACCAAUGCUGCAAGCAAUCUGGAGAACAACGGGGAAAAAGAAAGCCAAUUCACUGCGGCUUUGAUGUUAUAGAAAGCAAGUGGCUAUUGGUUUUCAACUAUAUCCUUAACGUAGUCGUAUCAGUUGUGUUCCUGUACUGGCCUCUACUCUUCUGUGCCAUACCGGAAUACUUUUUCAACGGAAUUCGCCAAAAACGCCAAACACCAGAGGAAAUCCCAGUGGAUGAUUCAAGCCCGAUAACCUUUGCGGUGAUUGUAAGCAAGUGCGCGGAAAGGUUAACAUUUUUAAAGCACGGAUUGAACGUAAAAUUGAUUCUCCUAUGGUACUGUGUCCUUCCAAUAAUUUUUUAUGUUAAGCUUGCGUUAUAUUUCAUAAUCAAAGGAAACUUUGACGAUGCUUCCGGUAAGCUUUUGUUUCAAGUUGGAGAUUAUUACCUUCAUAUUUUUGACAUGAAGAAACCCGUUGUGUAUGUUCUGUUUAUUUUGCCUUUAUUUACAAUACCUACUGUGAUAUUUUCUUUUUGGAGGCCUGAAGGAGCAAACCUGCAAACUAGCAAAUAUAGUCUUUGCGAAACUGAAGGCAUCCUAACUCCGCAAAAGGAGGUACAGAAGCAUGUAAAAGUAAUUCCAAGUAGGGUAAUGCAAGUAAUGGAAACCUUUCUUGGCCAGUUUACUAAUAGUAAGUGCGAAUUAUGGAGAAAUACUGAGCACAUGCCUUCUCAACAUUCACCGUGUGGACAUGCUAUUUGUGUGCUAGGUUCGGUUGCUUCUGCAAUUGUUGUUUGUCCACUGGCUGUUGUUUUCACUUUCGUGAUUUUUUUACUCGUAUCGGUCGUUUGCCUUGUGCUAUAUUCUCCUUUGUUGUGUCUACUGCAAAUUAGUUUCAGGUUUAUUCACAAGCGUUUUUUUUAUAAAAGCUUGUUUUUUUUAAUCUUUCUUUAUUCGUCUCUCAGCUUAUUCAUCGUCGUCAUCUUUUCCUCUCAAUUCGUGGUUCGAAUGUUUGGUUUCGUUGUCAUGGGAAUCAUCCUUAACGCAGAAUUUGCGAUUCCCUAUGUCACAUUUUUCUUCGUAGUUUGGAGAAAUAUAUAUCUUUGCUACAGUAAUUUACAAAAUAGAUACAAGGAGGUUAAAACAAUGAUUUCAGAACAGUGGAAGGAGAUUUCGAAGGAGAAAAUGAUACCAUACGAAGAAGAUACAAUUCCAACAGCGCUGUUUUGGUUUGUUUGCAACAAACGGCGUGUCUUGCCAAUUGCUGAUGAAGUUUUCUUAAUGCUAUGUAAUGUGCUAGCGAUACUGAUAUUUUUGUCUAUUGCGUUAGCGGCAAUCUUUCUCUUUAAGGUGGCGUAUACGUCGUCGGCCGUUGUCUCGACCAUCGCUGUUUUUGUAAGCGGGAAAAUAUCAGAAAUGUUUUUCAGCAGGGUUACGACAGGAUGCAGUAUUAGCGGCUGGGAGAAAAUUCGCAAGAAAGAGAGUAUCCAGCUCGCUGUGGAGGAAUUUCAGAAUAUAUACUUUUCGCCUGAAAGUCCGACUGGGCGAGCAUGGCAAGUGAUAUAUCUUACGUAUCGCGCUUGACUACGGUAUAAACAGGAAGUUAAGUGUAAUAAUCCUGGUAUUCAGGUAAAAACGUCACUUUUCCUUGUUUCCAAAUGGAGAGUUUUUAAUUUAUUUUUUCAAAAUUUUGGAUCCUGUCCCCUACAACCGCAAAAAUAAAAGUUAGUUUCGCGCAAGAAAGUUCUUCCAUCUUGAAAAUAUUAUUAACAGUUCUAAGACGUUUAGCUUAACGUACAUCUCCUGUUUAACUCUUAGUUUUUAACUAUUAUUGUGUGAAAUGUGUAUGCUAAUUUAAAACACGUUAUACUUACAACCAGUUUAUCAGAAGUUAAAUGUUUGGAAUACACUAACCUUUAGAGUGAUUUUACUUGAACUGUGAAACAGAUACUAACAAAUAUUGCAAAAUAGCAAGAGGCAAUCAAAAUAAGACAAUAGAAUUAGUGCAUAAUAGUGCGUAGUAUUUUACUAUCCAUUUCAUGGUUCAAAUAAAAUCACUUAAUGCCAGUGGAAUACACUGAAAGUCUUUGUUCUUUCCUCUAACUGCAUUUGGCCCAAGUGUAAUGUAAGAGUUCGUAUGGGGAACAAAGUUCAGAUUGAAUAAAUAGACUUAGACUAGACAGUGGAAAUAUCGUUACCUUGUUUUGCUUUUGCCUUUUCUGCGCAAUUUUAGUGCGAUUUGAGCGGUUUUACAUCAUCUUAUCAAAGUAAUAAGGAAUCCUCGUUCGAAUCGAAUUGUACAUACCGUGAAUAGCCUAAUAAACGCCCACUUCCAAAUCUCUAAUAAACGCCCCUGUGAAAGAGAUGCCCCCUUUGAGAAUUACUCCAAAAAUACUAGGAAUUGGCAAAAAAGAGCAAAAUGAUUCAAUUCCUUCAGUUUCUUGCUUGAUUAACCAAGGUUUGCAUAAUGUCAAGUUCAAAGUAAGGAUAGACUAACGAUGGCAACACAAUAACCCUGACCGAGGAUUCUAACAUCGAUGUUGGAAUUUGAAAAAGCGAUAUGGAUGAUAAGAUGGCCUAGACGUAUCGACUGAUGGAGUGGAUAUUCCGCGAUUUUUAAACUCUCUUGAUUUUUUUGCCGAAAGCAUACUAGUUUUGUUGUGCUUGUUGUAGUUAUGAGAAUAAACGCCUCUCUCUGUUCGCUCAUGUGAAAAUUCGGUGAUGUGAAGACAUUGCCUUGUCCCUGUACAGCUUCUUCCCAGGCCUUCACGAUCAAUGCAUUUCGGUGACGUAGCCGAGACAAGCGCCGUUCAAACCACAUAACCCAAGUCUCACAGGCCGCGCAGGAUAGUGAGUCUUAAAGACUAGGCGAGUGAAGACACUUGGUAGCAGCAAUGAGGGCACCCGUAAAGUAACAGACGUAGGUGUCCAUAUUUGAAAUGUCUGUCUGGGUCACUUCUUGGUGUCCCGGAUUGUUAACCUCGUUUCUAAGAGAAAAGAUCCCGAGAACGAGGUUGGUUGACGGAGUGAUCACAAAUGACGUAUAUACAAUCAACUCCCGUUAAUCCCUUUUGUGGGCACCGCGAGUUAGUCUCCGUUGUAAGGAGGGUCAUUAAUAGCGGGUACGUGAAGAAAUUUCUUUGAAAAACACUUGCUUUUAUAAAUAACAUGCCUUUGCAUUUGGAUUACUUGUAACCGAAAAACAAACUUUAGCGCAGAAAGAAUUUAGUCAGACUGGACCAACGUAUUAAUGGCAGAGAGACUUGACAGCUAGUCUUUAGAAAUGUUGAAGAGGACAUUUAGAUUAUUAGCAACAGAAUAAGGGUUAACCUUAAUGAAAAGAGAAGUCAGAAGUUACAAGUGGAAGAAAUAAAUCGUACUUUUAUCUCUCUGUUAAAAGGGGCAGCUUGUUGUCCGUUAUAACGAGAGUUAAAACAACAAAAUUAUGCUGUAUGUGUCCUUAAUUCUGUAAUAGCAAGAGUCUUUAACAGCGAGGGUUUGUUUCAGUCAAAUGCCUAUCUCAGCUCUUUUCCGGGGAUUUAGCAGCUGUCCGUAUUAUCGGGGUGUCUGAAAUAGUGAGACGUCUACAAGACGAGAGUUGACAAAUACAAAAGAUAAGAUGGCACGUACGCACGUACCCUCGAGAAGAUCGCGGAUGAGAGAAGGGCGCUUUGCCUGAAUUGAAGUCGCCGCAGCCCGAAAUUCUGGACUAAAUGCUGACUCGUCCCCGGUCAUAUAUGUUGAACGUCUCCCUAGUGGCGCACAGGGUGGGAUGGGAAGGAGGGAAACGAGGGAUUGAGAUUAUCCCUUCCAUCAACCCUUGUUCCCGCUGUCAUCGCCUUCGUAACGAAGACUACUGGGGUCAAGCAGGACGAUUCAGUACUAAAUGUGUGAUAUAUUUACAGGA
Messenger RNA from Porites evermanni, 4444 nucleotides. Lineage: Eukaryota; Metazoa; Cnidaria; Anthozoa; Scleractinia; Poritidae. The record is from the annotation of a GenBank genome assembly.